AUGGAGGGGCUCUUCACAGACCCCAAUUGCACCCAAAGCCUGCCCUGGGCCACUUGGCUCUCUGGGCUUGACGAGCUCACCCUGGGCGCCGCUGCUGCUGAGCCAGGACUGCCUGAGGCGCAGAAUGCGCAGCGCGCGGAGGAGGCAGCAGCAGCUCUUGGUCUUUCUCCGGAUCCCAGCUGCUUCCUCGGCGCUGCUACUCUGCUUCUGGCACAGGUGGCAGGCUCCUGGCGCCGUGGACGUUUCGUGGCGGCACUGCACACCUUCGCCUUGCUGCAUGACCACUUCCUGACAGCAGCGCACCCUGGCUUCUUCGUGCACAGUGCUUGGCCAGCUGGAGAUCAGGAUGUGCGCUACUGGAAGGACCGACUGCUCUACCAGAUUCGGCGCUUUCGCGAGCUGGUUGGUCGAUCCCUUCAUCUGGGGGCUGCAGCUUUCACCGAAGACUCCAUCCCCGAUGACGUGGAGCGAGAGAAUCUGGGAGGCUUUGCCUCACAUGCACUCCAGCAGCAGGAUGGGCGACGGCAGGGGAGGAACUGGUCGGAUUCAACGUUGUGGCGGCCUGUGUGGGAGUUGGCCCCAUCCGCUGCAUUGAUCCCAUUCAAGGAUGUGGUGCCACCGGUUCGCGUUUAUGUGUAUGGAGAAGGGGAUGCAGCGAUUGGGAAGCUAACUCGCUCGCCUGCUUUCUGCCACUAUCGCCAGUGGGGCAUGGACGUUGGCUUCCAUGACUUCUUCAGGACAUCUCCCAUACGCACCUUUGACCCAGAGAUGGCCGACUUUUUCUUCGUUCCGAGUUAUGCCUGCUGCCAUCAGGUAGCGGGAAUCUCAGAUUUCGAUGAGCUGGAUGCCGAUCAUAAGGCUCUGGUUUCGCAGCUGACUUACUUCGAGCGCAGCAGGGGGCGAGAUCACAUUUUCUCCUUUCACUACAUCGACCUGUUUCCUUCGUGGAGGAAGCACAUACCGUACAGUGUGAUCCUUACUCCAGAGACAGAGGUUGGUUUCGAGCGAUCUCUUGACGACUUCGGUCCGGACCAUGGCCGUUUUCCACCUUUCAACCCUCUGAAAGACAUUGUUGUCCCGCCGUUCAUCAACAUGAAAGACAUCCUUGGCUUCGAGACGCACGCGAAGCCAAUGAGAGAGCGGGAGUAUGUCGCGACCUUUGCGGGCAAGCUGUGGUCUGACAUCGUGGAGGCCGCCGACGUUCGAGGAAAGGUUGUGGCUCUGUCUUCUGCCCCGGGCUUCAAGAUCCACGCGUUCGCAUCCAUCAGGGACAUGCUGAAUCCGGAUGGCAUGCAGAGGCUCAUGGGAAACUCGGUGUUCUGUCUGGUACCACGCGGGCGGGCAGCCUGGUCAGUUCGCUUCUUCGAGGCGCUCUGGGCUGGUUGUGUUCCGGUGCUCCUGUCGGACCACUAUCAGCCUUCCUUCGAUCAGCUUUUUGAUGUGACGAGGUUUGUCAUAAAGUGGCCUGUGUCGAGAAUUGAUGACUCCCUGGUCUCCUACCUUCACUCGCUGCCUUUGGAGGUGGCCGAGCGCUAUGCGGAGGAGGGUCGGCGCGUUCGAUGCUGGUACCUGUAUCCGCCGCCUGAAGUAUCCUGGAUUGGUGAUUGGCCUUCUCGGAAUGAGCUCGAAGAGGUCGAGAAAAGGGUGUGUCCCAACUUGUCUUCCUCACGCAAUGCGUUUCAGGCUGUCGUUGAGAUUCUGCGGCGCCGUGCAGUGAAAACUCGGCUACGACCGGACGGGUUCUAUGCGGCGGACCCCAAGCAAGGAUACCAGCCGGUGCCCAUGGACGAUCGAUUGAGACCCAUCAGCUGA
Molecule: messenger RNA, 1812 nt
Organism: Symbiodinium necroappetens
Lineage: Eukaryota; Dinophyceae; Suessiales; Symbiodiniaceae
Source: the annotation of a GenBank genome assembly